GAGGUGGAGGAAGUUGCACACAUCUGCAGUUCCCUGAGUGAAGGUACUGGUGGCCUCACAUUGCAGUGAGAAAGAGAGAGAUUAGAGUGGCUUGCGCUUUCUCCUGGCCUUUGGAGAUCCAGCCUGAGAGAGAUGCAGUGGCCAAUGCUGGUGGGGUCCCUUGUGGUCCUGCUGGGUGUGUCCGGGGCACUGGACCCUGCCCUGGAGGAAGGCUGGCGAGGAUGGAAGGCCUUCCAUGCUAAGGAGUAUCCUGAAGAGGCGGAAGCUUUCCGCAGGGCGGUCUGGGAGAAGAACCUGCGGCGGAUCGAGCACCACAACCUGGAGGAGUCUCUGGGGAAGCACAGCUACCGUCUGGAAAUGAACCACUUCGGGGAUCUGACGGAAGAGGAGUUUAACCAGCUUCUGAACGGUUUCCUAGCUGAGCGGCACGGCGGGAAGGGGCCUCUCUUCCAGGAAUCGGCUGCUCGGGAGACUCCCAAGGAGGUGGACUGGCGCGCAAAGGGCUACGUUACCCCCGUGAAAAACCAGGGCCACUGCGGGUCAUGCUGGGCUUUCAGUGCCACAGGAGCCCUGGAGGGCUUGGUCUUCAAGAAGACGGGCAAACUGGUGUCGCUGAGCGAGCAGAACCUCAUGGACUGCUCGAGGAGUCUGGGGAACAACGGGUGCCACGGGGGCUUCAUGACUCGGGCCUUCCAGUACGUACGGGACAACAAGGGCAUCAACUCGGAGCUCAACUACCCCUACUUGGAGAGGGACGAAUUCAGCUGCCAUUACAACCCCCAGGACAACGCUGCCAACUGCACCUCUCUCAUGCAGAUCCAGGUGGGCAACGAGACAGCUCUGGAGCUGGCAGUGGCCACUGUGGGCCCGGUCUCCAUUGCCGUGGACGCCAGCACUUUCCACUUCCGCUUCUACAAGUCAGGAGUCUUCGCUGACAGCGAGUGCAGCCACACCGUGAACCAUGGGAUGCUGGCUGUGGGCUAUGGCAUAUCCCAGGAGAAUGGGACGAGCGCUGCCUACUGGAUCCUAAAGAACAGCUGGUCUGAGCAAUGGGGCGAAAAAGGUUACAUCCGGCUGGCGAAAGGAGCCGACAAUCACUGUGGUGUGGCCAAUCAAGCAAGCUAUCCCAUCUUGUAGCCAGAGCUGGGUUUUCCUCCUGCCCUAGGCCUGCAUGGCAGAAGACCUCACAUACUGCAUGGGGUUGUUUUUUUUUCUUCCCACAGUCUAAAUGACUUGAUCUUCGUCUUCAGCAGGGAGAUUCUUUUUUGCUCCCAGCAGCGAUUUCUGGGCUGUUUCUUAGCUGCGAUUUACUUAGCUUUAGAAGCGAUUAAAAGUUGUGCAGCAAAUUGCUCUUGCAAGCCUGGGUAAGUCAUGUUCUGGUCACGCUGCAGCAUUGCUGAACGAGGCUUCGUGCUCUGUCCAACGGAGUCAUAAAAUAAAGAAUGUUUUCCUGUCAGUGUGAAAACCAGUCUCCUUGUGGGUUUGAAAGAUGAUUAAAGAUGCUUCUCCAUAGGAGCUUUCUAUGCACCUUACAAGUUCCCUUAGCCAUUCGAUCCCAUUUUCCUCUUUAGCUAAAGCCCAAAAGCCCGUGGAGACCGUGCCAAACUGGCUGCCAACAAAACCACAAAGAAGAUGACGGGAAAGUAUAGAAGUGCCCGUAACCUGAGUCUGUAUUAUCUAAGCACUGGCUAUGCGCAGGCACUGUCCAGGACCGCAGAGCUUACUGUCCUGAAGAGAUGUAUUUACAUAACAGCCAAACAGGAACAAGGCAAAAAGCAAUAUAAAUAGCUCCCAUUACAUUUGCUCUCCAGCCCCCUUUAUUCAGAUAUGAUGAUGCCAGGGAGAAGGAAACUGAUUAGAACCCCAUCAAAUUCUCUAUAUAAAUUUUUCAUUUUAUUUUUAUGGGGAAUUUUGUGUUGUUUCAUUUUCUCCAGCUGGAGGAGGGUCAGGUCCUGGCCCCAGUGGAGUAGGAAGCUGGGGCUGGGGAAGGGGGUUUGCAAUGCAAGCCCACCCCAUACUCUUUGGCCCUGUGUGCCAGCUUGCAAUGCUACUCACUCAAAUUUGGCCCAGCCAUCUCCCACCGUCCAGCCACCCCGUGCACUAGGUCCCCAGGCUCAACCUCACAGGCUGUAGCUGCCACUGCAGGGGAGUUUUUGUUUUAUUUUACAUCUUGUUUUUUCAUUUUAUUUGGUAUUUGCAAAAAAAACCACGGGACUAUCAAAAUGACCAUUACCCAACAACGGUAAUGUUUGAGUAAAGCAAAAGGGGAGUACUGCCCAGUGGUUAGAACUGGGAAGCAUGAGAAGAGAGCACUAUUGGGGCUGGUCACGUCCCAUUUCUGUACCUCAGUUUCCCCAUCUGUAAAGGGUUAAGAAGCUAGGAUAACCUCGCUGGCACCUGACCAAAUGACCAAUGAGGAGACAAGAUACUUUCAAAGCUGGAGGGGGGGGAGAAACAAAGGCUCUCUCUGUCUGUGUGAUGCUUUUGUCGGGGUCAGAACAGGAAUGGAGUCUUAGAAUUUAGUAAGUAAUCUAGCUAGAUAUGCAUUAGAUUCUGUUUUCUUUAAAUGGCUGAGAAAAUAAGCUGUGCUGAAUGGAAUGUAGAUUCCUGUUUUUGUGUCUUUUUGUAACUUAAGGUUUUGCCUAAAGGGAUUCUCUAUGUUUUGAAUCUAAUUACCCUGUAAGGUAUUUACCAUCCUGAUUUUACAGAGGUGAUUCUUUUACUUUUUCUUCUAUUAAAAUUCUUCUUUUAAGAA
Caretta caretta (loggerhead turtle) is the source of this 2755-nucleotide messenger RNA. RefSeq names its product procathepsin L. NCBI's taxonomy places the organism in Eukaryota, Metazoa, Chordata, Testudines, Cheloniidae. Gene Ontology annotation, biological process: proteolysis. The record is from RefSeq and is a predicted model, not a curated record. Gene Ontology annotation, molecular function: cysteine-type peptidase activity.